Molecule: messenger RNA, 1041 nt
Organism: Parnassius mnemosyne (clouded apollo)
Lineage: Eukaryota; Metazoa; Arthropoda; Insecta; Lepidoptera; Papilionidae
Source: the annotation of a GenBank genome assembly
AUGGCGAACCAUUAUGAAGUCCCUAGUUGGGCCGGCAAACCACCAACGGGAUUGCAUUUGGAUGUUUUGAAGGGAGAUAAGUUGAUCCAAAAACUAAUGAUUGAUGAGAAAAAAUGCUACUUGUUUGGGCGCAAUCCACAAAUGAAUGAUUUUUGUAUUGAUCACGCAAGUUGUUCAAGAGUCCAUGCGGCAUUUGUUUACCAUAAAGAUUUGAACAGGGCAUUUUUAGUUGACUUAGGAAGCACACAUGGAACUUACAUUGGAAACAUGAGAUUGGAACCAAACAAGCCCACACAACUGCCUAUUGACUCUAACUUCCACUUUGGUGCCUCUACAAGAAAUUAUAUCAUAAGGGAACGACCGACUGGCAACUCUCGCGGUAUAAUGGAGGAACUACCUAACACAGAGACUGAAGGUGCUUUACUUGGACUUCCAGAAACCCAGACAGAAUUAGACAAUUUAACAGAGUUCAACACAGCACACAACCGCAGGAUUUCGAUGUUGGGUAUUUCAACAGACGAUGGCACCGAUGUUAUGAAGCCACCCACUGGUACAAAACGCUCGGCCUCCAUGCCGGGUGGGGUCUCAAAGAAACAAAAGCGGAACGUGUCUUUCAACGAGGAGGUGGACAUCAUCAACCCAGAGGACAUCGACCCAACAGUGGGCAGGUUUAGGAACCUCGUCAAGUCAACAAUAGUCCCCAAUUCUAACACCGCGCCGAGGAAAUUAAAACUGCAGAGCUCAGAUGAUAAUCAGCACCAUCACUCACUUAGGUUGCAGGAGAUUUCCAGAGGUAACAAUCUAUAUUCGGAUCUACCGGCACCUUCGCACUUGAGCCUUAUUGGUGCUAGAUUGGGCAUUUCGUUGCCGAAUCCGGCGCCUGACGUGGAACUGGAGGGUCUGGAGCCGCACCUCAAUAUACAUCCGCCGCUACCUCACGCAGCACCCGAAGAAGCUGGACCUUCAAGCGAGCCGAAGAAGAAGAAAUACGCAAAGGAAGCGUGGCCCGGAAGAAAACCCGGCCUCAUAUCUGGCGUUUAA